Messenger RNA from Acytostelium subglobosum LB1, 1011 nucleotides. RefSeq lists its product as hypothetical. The transcript is spliced from 3 exons. The record is from RefSeq and is a predicted model, not a curated record. Lineage: Eukaryota; Evosea; Eumycetozoa; Acytosteliales; Acytosteliaceae. The coding region runs from base 1 to 1011 and encodes 336 amino acids.
AUGAUCAUUGCUUGCAACCUAGCCUUCUCAUUCGUCGAGAAACCCAGCUUCAAAAUGUAUACUGCCUUGUAUACUCCUUUGGCAACGUUGCCAUCGCCAGACACGGUCAGAGUCCGACUCACCAGCAUGUUUGGAGCAGCGGUUAGCAAGUUGAUCAAUCACUUCAAAUCGAACAAUUCAUUGCUCUCGUUCUGUCUUGAUGGCUGGACAUCUCGUAAUUGUCUUGGAUUCAUUGGUAUCACGUGUCAUUGGAUUGAUGCUACAUUCAAGCCCAGGAAUGUGCUCCUUACGAUGACCAAGAUUGAUAUUACAACCUCUGAUGGCAAACACUCUGGCCUCAACAUUGCAGAUGCAUUCUUCAUUGCAAUGACACUACAGAGGUACUGCAUCACUGACAGAUGCCUUGCUACCAUUAGUGACAAUGCCAGUAACAACUUCACCUUCUCCAAGUCCUUGAAAGAGAUAUUGGAUGCCCGCAAGCUUCCCUACAAAGGCUUGGAGUCCCACAUUGGAUGCACCGCCCACAUCGUCAACCUUGUUGUCCAGGAGUUCAUCAAAGGUUUGGAGGCAUGCACUGUUCUUUCCAAGCUGCAUGGCAUCGCUGUUGCAAUCAGAGGUUCACCCCAGAGAAGAGAGAGCUACAAGUUUGACUAUAUUCCUUUUGGAAACAAAGACAGGAUCAAGCUACCCAAGAUGAUAGUUGUAACACGAUGGAACAGUCAGUACUUGGUCCUUGAAAGAGCAUUGGCGAUUCGCGCAACCCUCGAGAGGGUCUUCACUCAAAAGGAAUACGCUGAGUACGCUCUUGGCAAGGAUGAAUGGGAACUUGCGCGCACCCUCUUUGAGGUCUUGCAGCCAUUCUAUAGAGUCACGUUGGAAGUGUCACAUGCCAAUGCCAACCUCUCGAUCGCACAACAAAUUAAUCGUGGAGGUGUCCACGCAUACAACUCCUGUGGGAGAUUCAUCGACUUAGAGUCGAAUUCAUUUUUGUGCGGCAGGUUUGGCAACUGA